AGCAUCCACUGUCCCCUAUGCCCAAGCGCUUGGUUGACAUCAAUCCUUGGUUCUCCUCAAGAGGCUCGCUGAGAUCGACGUACUCGCCUCUACGCGUAGUAAAUCUUCCGGGCGCAAGCCUGAACUUUGACUGAUAUGUCCGAGGCCGUCUUUGACGUGGAUUCGGAACUGGACCCCAGUCAGCUCGUUCAUGGUCAAGACGUUGGAAGUGGACAGUCUUUACCGACCGAUGCGUCGAGAAAUGGUGAAGACACAAAAGAACAAGAUGAGUCUGAUGAUGGCGAAGAUGAAAUGCCGGACUAUUCUUCCCUGGCAACACUAUUGGCAAAGUCAAAGGGGCCUGGAUCAUCAUCACUCGAUGCCUUCAUUCCAAAGCGAGGAGAGAAGGAUUUCGAACCGACGGGCUUCACGGGCCAGACAAGAGCGCUACAGCAGAGUCGACAGACUAUGUAUCAGGCCAUAUCGGGUCAGCGAGUAAUAUCGGCUCGGAAUUUGUCGACCGCAGUAUGGGACCCUCUCACCAAGCGUGCAACAAUGGGCGUCAUCAAAGGCUCGAACUUUGCGAGUAUGGGCGUCACCAUCCGGCGAGAAGUGCCACAUCUUCCAUAUGAAACUGUCAAGCUGGACCCUACCGGGGUGCCAUACCCAAAAUACGAGUCAUCAGUACAGCUCUCACCCGAAGAGACCCUGUAUCUCAUGGAGCGAGGUGCUCUAGAGUGCUCAUUGCGCCAACAAAUGGAUUCACACUCAAGGGAGGCCCAUGUGCCACUGAGCUUGCAGCACGCGUUUGCCAUCAUGCUGGGGCCGAAGAGUUGCACUAGAGAGGAGUACCAGGUCUACGCCUACCUGAGGCGAUUGGGAUACGUUGUUCAGAGGGUUGGAAUUAUCGAUGACUUACGGAGGUCUGCUGCAGCAAGGUCAGGUCCCGUGGUGCAAGUUUCGGAUGAGCAUGCACCCAGCCUGUGGGGGACUUGGGGCCGGACAUUGCCGACAAGUAUCCUCAUUGCAAUUUCGGCUUGCCUCGAUAUCAUCCGGAAGGCAAUGCCUAAGCUUGCGCGUUCCCUGGCAAAACAAUUGGGCACCUUGAAUUGCAUUCGUAAACAUUCUGCAAGCUCAAAGAUCUCAGAAGCGGGACUGCAACUGGGUUUGGGGAGACCUAGGGUUUACGGUGAUGUUUUUUCGGAAUUGCAAUUUAUCCCAGAAUACAGCGCUUCGAAACCGAAAGGCUUGCAAGAGGACAAAAACGGGAGAGGGAAAGGGCUGCAACCAUGCUUUUACGCGUGGAGGCCCGCAACUAUGUUCAAACGGACUGAUCCACCGCCUCCAGAGUUUCGCAUCGCUGUCUGCGCUGCGAAGGACGUGAAUCUGCCCAGCUUGGUGCAGUUUUCCGACCUAUUCAGCUCUGAGGCGCUUCCGGAUGGAGACGCGCAGGGCGAACUUGAUCGGCUGAGAAUGCUCGAGCAAGCGCAAAGGAAUAACUCUGCGUACGGAAAGGGCAAGGCUCGACUUAAUGACGGUCAGGAAUUCAGUGGAAACGCCGAACCAAAUCGUGCACACGGAACGGCGUCACAGCGAGCAUUUGCUGCAUGGUCACAGCUCUUUGCGCAUUGCGCACCAGGCUGCGCAUCUAAUGUGCUGUGCGCGGCAGAGAAGAAGCCGCGGCCACCCAAUGUGAAUCCAUACCCGGCUUUGAAAGCUGGCAAGCGCAACAUUGUACUUGCCGUGGUCGACGAAGGAUGCACUGCACUCCUGAGAUUUGGGGAGAGCGACUUCAAUGCAUGGAAACUUGCUGGAUGAUCGAUGCGUGCGAAGCACGUUUGCACUGUAUUUUUACGUCCAUUGUCAAUGUAGCACCUAGGUCC
This is a messenger RNA of Tilletiaria anomala UBC 951, 1862 nucleotides long. RefSeq lists its product as uncharacterized. Bases 136 to 1797 code for a protein of 553 amino acids. The transcript has 3 exons. The record is from RefSeq and is a predicted model, not a curated record. Gene Ontology annotation, biological process: tRNA-type intron splice site recognition and cleavage. NCBI's taxonomy places the organism in Eukaryota, Fungi, Basidiomycota, Exobasidiomycetes, Georgefischeriales, Tilletiariaceae. Gene Ontology annotation, cellular component: tRNA-intron endonuclease complex.